Molecule: messenger RNA, 3603 nt
Organism: Mesorhabditis spiculigera
Lineage: Eukaryota; Metazoa; Nematoda; Chromadorea; Rhabditida; Rhabditidae
Source: the annotation of a GenBank genome assembly
AUGGCCCCAAAAACGGGCCCCGAUACCAUUGAUAUACCGGACGUCGACUUUCCGCCACCGAUGCGAGAUUUCCCCAGGCCGCAGCAGGUCUCCUUCAAGAUGGAUGAGAUGAUGCCACUGACCCCAUCUCAAGAAAAGGAAAUCGAGCAAUGCCUGCAGCUGGGAAUUCCGCGAUCCGAGGCUAUCCGCAUAUUUCAUAAAGUGCGAGGUCAACGGAUCGCCCCUCGAGAAGGAGAAAUAGCCGGGGAUAUUGCUGAGAAAUGGUUCUCCGGUGAUCAACAAGUACAAGAAACACAGACACCAAGGACCCCUGGCGUUGAUAGCUGUGCGAACAAAGAGGACGCCGAGCUGCAAUUGGCGAUUGAGGCAUCGCGAGAACAGUCUAUUAUUGACCCCAGUGACAAGGAGAAGAUCGAUCUCAACAAGGCAAUCGAGAGUUCUCUACAAGAUAGUGAUCUAUCGAGAAGUCGCUAUGAGGCAUCUCUACCCGACGAUCCACACGAAUUGAUUAGAAAGGAGCCGAUGACUGGCCUUUACAAUAUCGGGAAUACGUGCUGGUUCAACAGCCUUGUCCAUUUGUUGUUUCAAUUGCCCGCGUUGAGAAGGUUACUGUACGUAUCUUCCCCUCCAGAGCCCCCAGGGCCACUAUCUCGUGAAGAAACGGCUUCUCGUCGGAUUCUACUUUCGCUACGACGCCUUUUUGCCCAGAUGGAGGCCACGCAACGAUCUUAUAUCGACCCAACGGAAGCGGUGGAAGCCGUGGCGUACGCGAAGAAACAAGUCGAGGGCCACUGUAUCAUCGGACAACAACAAGAUGCCGUUGAACUGCUUCUUCAAGUGGUUCAAUGGCUGGAUCAAGCAAUGGCAAGACAUCAUCGUCCUCAUCAUGGACCCGAUCAACUACCCGAGAUUGUUGAUGCUCCGCUGACCCCUCCACCCAUACCACCCACUAUUAUGGAACUUCCGGUAUCUGCCACCCCUUCAGAAUGUGAGAUGGAUACAUCGGCACCCGGGCAGGCGGCUACUAGCUGCCCGGAUCUGAUCGAUUUCGCCCGUCCAGAACUUCCAAGGCGAGAACGACUGCGUACGGUUUCUUCUGGACAACUCCCACAACCAGAAUCUCCAUUCGAACCGCUUUUCUACGGGCAAACCGUCUCGCACAAGGCUUCAGAAGAUAUCGCCUCCUCCUCGCGUACCCCGGCCACCCUGCAAGUCUGGAAUCUGGCCGUUUGUUAUGAAGAUUUACACGACGCGCUCGAGGCUGCUCAUCUACCCAGUGAUGGCGCACAAUUAUGGUGUGACAAAUUGCCGGCGGUGCUCUUCUUCAACCCAAAUCGAUUCCAAUACAAGGAUGGGCGGCUGUCAAAGCUCCACAAUGAAUUCCUGUUUCCGGAUACGAUUUAUAUGGACAGAUACUACCUCCGGAAUCGAUUACGUGUGCUCGCCCUUCACGAAGAGCGGAUGAGACAACGAGAACAAUUGGCCGAUAUUAGAGCACAAUUGAAGGGAUUCGACGAAUUCCCGCUUGGAAAAAGCAACAAUCACCAAGCGGAACUGGCGGAUGUAUUGCGGGGAAUGCGGGAAUUCAUCAAUCCCUCUGAAGAACAACCCACUUCUUCUUCUUCGGCUUCAUUUUCUGUUCGACAAGACGAUAGUGAGGCAAUGGAGACAUCAACAUGUGAUCUCUCCACUAAAGGACUCAAUGAUGAUACUUCCCCUGUGAUAUUGGGACCAUGUCUUGGCCCUCUCAAUCGAGAAUCACCAUACGAAAAGGAGGUGUCUUCAAAAGCGUCAUUUGUGCCGGAUCGGCCGAAAAGAGUCCCGAAAGCACGAUUGACAGAGGAGCUGAGAUCCCAGAUGGCCAUACAAUUGGAGGAGCUGUUGGCGCAGACGUUGACCGAGAAAGAUGAACUAACGGCUGCUGCUGGAAGAUUAGAGGCAGAAAUCGCUGGCACCUACGAUAUGGACCCGGAAUUGCAUCGAGAGGGCUACUCCCUGCACUAUGUCAUCAUCCAUCAAGGAGAAGCCACCGCUGGCCAUUAUUGGGCAUAUGUUAGGGAUAGGACUACUGAAAAUGGUUGGGUGAAGCUGAAUGAUCGUCGAAUCGAGCGUACCACCCGGGAAGCGAUGAUCGAUGAUGCGAUUGGUGGAAAGUCCCGUACUUCAUCGGCCUAUUGUUUUGUGUAUGUGAGGGAUGAUGCGCAUUGGCUAUUCCAACAAGGUGACGCUGGCCUCCCAGCCGAACUUCGCCCAGAUGUUGACAAACAAAACGAAGAACUCGAGCGGAUGAUUGUCGAUUUUGAGCGGAAAAAGGAAGUGGCCCAGAAAGCAGGAAAUAUCGUGUGGCCACUCCUCUCUGAUCCCCAUCAUUUGGCCACUGAUUUAUGUCUCGAUGUCGAAAUACCACACAGCGACAAACAAUUGACAAGGAUUAUUAAUCAGGCUCGAGAAAUGGACCGUCUAGUCGAAGCGUACUGCCCUCGGGAACUCGAGCAGCUUUGUCAAGAUCGAUAUGCGGCCUUUUAUCAGGAAUUGAUACGCGGCGUUGUUGGAGAGGCCUUCCAACAGUUGCCAAUCUCUUCGGGGGCUGAUGUGCAGUCUGUUUAUCAUAAGUUAAUAACGGACUGGCCAGCUUUGGUAGAACGUGUCCGGCCGAAAGAAGUCCCAUUUGACCCGAGGCAUAAUCCUUUUGACUGGCAACAAUCCCUGGGGAAGAAAAUCCCGGCCAAAGUCGCUCAACUCGCCAUCACUCUAUGCCUUGAAUAUGCCGCUGACAACACGGCCCUCCGCGCGUUUGCCAACCAGAAACUGAUCGCUUUCCGUACUGUUGAGGGUGCAAUAGAAGUAGAACAACAGACAUGGCGACUAUGGGAGAAGAGUGUCAUUCAUUUAUUCUUCUGGAAUGCCCUUCAUCAUUCUAUUCAAUUUAUUCAUCGACCAUUCUACGAGACUGGGCCACAAUUUCACCUGGGAAUGGAUCCUCUACUGGCUGCCCAUCAAGUCGGUUAUUCAAUUGGGAGGACAUUGGAGAUCUUUCAAUAUCUCCUCCAGUUUAUUGAUGGCGAUUUUAACAAUCCGUUGGAUGAAAUGUGGGCGAAGAUCAUCCCCCACUGGCAGCUCAUCUCCAUCUCCUGCAUCGCCAUCUUGAACCUGUCGACCCGGCUGCUCGAGCGUCUUCGUGCCCUCCCUCGAGCAGAUAACGUUCACGAUGCGGUGUUUCUCUAUCUGUUGAUCUGUCUCUCAAAAUGGGCCAAAGGAGGAGAUCCCACUGCCAGAUUGGUGAAGGGCGAGAUCGAGUUGCAUUGGGUAUAUAUGGAACAAGUAUUGCAUGGAUUGGAUGUCGAUGGCGAUACUAUUAUUUAUACUUCGACAGUGAUGGCCCUUCUGAACGAGCGAACAACAGUCCCGGAUCGAUUGCCCCAUUCUGAAGUGCUUGUCGUUGAUCUCAGCCAUCCUGAUAUGCGAAGCCAUAUCGACGUCAUCAAUCACACAAUCCAUCAGAUUGGAUUUAAUGAUGAGAAGCAUUGCCGUGACGCCGUCGCUGAUCAUCUCCGGUUCUGCACCGAAUUGAUGGCUCGGCUCGUUCAGAAUGAUGUGGCUACA